GUAAGUGCUCUCUAACCACAGUCUAUGCAGUAAUAGUAGGUCCUUCAAAUAUUUGCUCAUUCUCUUUUUUUUUUGUUUUGUUUCCUUGCUUUUCACAUGUUACCAGUGCUACACAAUUUUUUGACAGGGAAAAAACCAACUAUAGAGUCUAUGCAAUCCAGGAACACUGUAAAACUAAAACAAGGUUUGGCUAUGGUUUGUGUUUUCAGUUUGAGGAUCCAAGAAGUAUUUACACCAGAAGGUGAAAGCUCUGCGUGAACCGAGAGGGACUAUGGCAUCAAACAGCCUGUUCAGUUCAGUGACACCAUGUCAGCAAAACUUCUUUUGGGAUCCCAGCACCAGCCGGAGGUUCAGCCCCCCCUCCAGCAGCCUGCAGCCCGGCAAGAUGAGCGAAGUCAGCCCGGUCGUAGUAGCCCAACAACAACAGCAGCAGCAGCAGCAGCAGCAGCAGCAGCAGCAGCAGCAAGAAGCGGCGGCCGCCGUGCCCAGGCUGCGCCCCCACGAUAACCGCACCAUGGUGGAGAUCAUCGCCGACCACCCCGCCGAGCUGGUCCGCACCGACAGCCCCAACUUCCUCUGCUCCGUCCUGCCCUCGCACUGGCGCUGCAACAAGACCCUCCCGGUGGCAUUCAAGGUGGUGGCCUUAGGAGAAGUGCCCGAUGGGACCGUGGUCACCGUCAUGGCUGGAAACGAUGAGAACUACUCUGCAGAGCUGCGAAACGCUUCUGCUGUGAUGAAGAACCAGGUGGCCAGAUUUAAUGACUUACGAUUUGUGGGCAGAAGUGGAAGAGGGAAGAGCUUUACUUUGACAAUAACUGUCCUGACAAAUCCCCCCCAAGUCGCUACAUACCACAGAGCUAUAAAGGUUACAGUGGAUGGGCCAAGGGAGCCAAGAAACCCCAGGCAGGCGCAGUCAUCCCCGCCAUGGUCCUAUGACCAGUCUUAUCCAUCCUACUUGAGCCAGAUGACUUCACCGUCCAUUCACUCCACAACUCCCCUGUCCUCCACUCGAGGCACAGGACUUCCAGCCAUUACCGAUGUGCCCAGACGCCUCUCAGGUGCUUCAGAGCUGGGCCCAUUUUCAGAUCCCAGGCAGUUCACAAGCAUUUCAUCCCUCACUGAGAGCCGCUUCUCCAACCCACGAAUGCACUAUCCAGCCACCUUUACCUAUACACCGCCAGUCACCUCAGGCAUGUCACUGGGUAUGUCCGCAACCACUCACUACCACACCUACCUACCACCACCCUACCCCGGCUCUUCCCAAAACCAAAGUGGACCUUUCCAGACCAGCAGCACUCCAUAUCUCUACUAUGGCACUUCGUCAGGAUCAUACCAGUUCCCCAUGGUGCCGGGAGGGGACCGCUCCCCCUCCAGGAUGCUUCCUCCGUGCACCACCACGUCCAACGGCAGCACGCUGUUAAACCCUAACUUGCCCAACCAGAGUGACGGUGUGGAGGCGGAUGGCAGCCACAGCAGCUCCCCAACCGUCUUGAAUUCUAGUGGCAGAAUGGAUGAGUCCGUUUGGAGGCCGUACUGAGAUUUCUUCUGUAGCCGGCCUGACCUCCGCGAGCCAAAAAAAAAAAAAACAAAACCAAACCAAACAAACGGUCGACUAACUACGAAGUGCCUGUUUUUUGUGUUUUUUUUUUUAAAAAAAAAAAAAAUAGAUUUUACCGAUAUGUGCAACUGUGUAGAUGGGAUGAUAAUGGCCAUAAAUAACACAAGAGUAACCAACACACCACAACCCAUGUUUCAGAUUAUGUGGAUCAAAGCACAUAUUUUUAUUUUUUUUUUCUUGGAACCAUUUUACCUUGUUUUAUAUUUAAAAUGUACUUUUUACAAACACAAAAAAAAUCACCCCCUCCUUCUUUUUUCUUUUUUUUUUUUGUUUUUUUUGGUUUUUUUGGGUUUUUUUGUUCUAGAGUGUUGUAAUAACUAGUGAGUUCUUUUGCCAAUGAGGAGAGAACGGACUCCCCAGCUAUCAGGAGAAACAUGGUGAUGCAAGGCAAAGGCUGCAUUCCCUUUUAUUUUUUAAUAAAAAAAACCCUAACCAUGAACUCCAGAUACAGUUGCAAUCAUACAACGUAUGGGACCCUCUUCACACCCGUAGUGCAAUUCAACUGGCUUGUAUUGGUGCACAUAAAAAGGAAAGCAAAGAUUGAGUUGCUUCCAUUUUGCCAUGAUACAUUCAGAUGAAAACAGCUGUCCCAAAAAAACUCUGUCCGAGCCUUGCUGCAGAUAACGGUUGGAACUUCUCUGUGUUCAUUGCUUUUUUGGUUUGUUUUUGGGUACUUAAAGAGAACGAGUCUUCAAGUUAGGCUAGACAACCCUGGGGUUUCCUUUUUGCUUUUGUAUCCAUUCAUUUUGCCUUCGAUUAGCCAAAAACCAAAAAUAACAACCAAAACCUUUAAAAACAAAAAACAAAAUGUUAUUACUUAUGCAAAAUAUGAAAAUGGCAUUAUAUAUUACUAGAGCCAAAAUGGUAUACAUAGUAUUUGUGUUCGGCUAUGUUCUUUUUUAUUUUUUUUUUUUUUAAAUUAUAAAUGUGUAAAAUUUGAGGUUGUUUGCUAACAUGAAUCAUCAUAUAACUUUAAAAGAAUAUUUAUAAUUAUUUAAUGACAUUUGGACCCUUUAAACGUUUCUUAAUGUAAUGAUAUAUUGACUUCGGUCUCUAAAAGUGUUUUUGUUUUGUUUUGUUUUGUUUUUUACUUAUUACAUUUCUGCAAUGGUGUAAACCUCAAACCUUUACCCAACUUUGAAAAGCAGUUCCAGUGUGAACCAGUUUACAAUGUGACUUAAAAAUGACAAACCCAACCCAAAUGCAUCCACAUCAAAUGAUUUUGGAUGUAGGAUCUUUUUAUAUAACUUAUGAAGGAAAUAUUGUGUUUAAAAUAUUUUUAUUAGCUGUCUGGUUGCCUUCAACACAGUCUUGCCUUUUAAUCAGUAGUUGUGGAGACACUGGAAAAAUGGUAGGAAGGAUGAAAUAUUUUCCACCCUUCCCCUAAUUUCUUCUUCUCCCAGGAUUUUUCUCAGAACUUCAAAAUUUGAAAAUAUUCAUAGUAAAAUGUUCUGUUUUAACAGCAUGAUUUGAAUUUCGACAGGGUUUUUUUUUUCCCCAAAGAAAAUUCAAAACUGUUUCAAAGCCCGUGUUUUACAAGUUAAUGAAUUGUUAAAUAUCUCAGAAAUGGGAUUAAGGGAGAAUUGGUGAAACUUUUUCCCCUUCCCUUGCAAUAUCAGCCCACUCGAUAGAAUAAAAAGGUUCAAAACUUGAGACAGAAACUGCCUGGUAGCGCAUCACCGCCCGUUAGCAUUAAAUGCUAGAGCCGUAAGGAUGCUGUGUUGACUUUGAAGCUGAUGGGGCUGUUGCCGUGUUAGAGGGACAAGCACGAGGGCAGCGAUACUCACCUCCGCAAACGCUGAAGACAAAAAGUCACCUUAAAAGCCACCCCGGGGCUCCCAGGCGCGAUACAGGGAGAGCAGAUUGCACCCGAAACCCUUACCCGACCUGUCUGCUGCCAAACUCUCCAGCCGAGGGCCCCAAAUUUUGCCCAGCCCAGGGCGGCUACAGCAAACAGGGAGGCGACGCGGCAUCGGCGGGAUGCGGCGGGAGCCGAAGGGCUCUCCCCACGCAAUCCUCAAGCAGGUGACGUUAAGCCUGGUUUAGCGGGACGUUCGGCACGUGCCGAUGGGGUUUGCCGGCAUUCCCUCCUUCCCCAGCCUUAGCCAUCGCCGUCCGCAGCCUCCGCGGGGGGCUGUCGGCCACCACGCCGCUCCUUGGCUGUACUUUGGCUGCCUCCAAAGUAUUGCGAUAAAUCGACGGUGGGCAUAGCCAUACAGAGCCGGACGACACCGUCGCUGCUCGUUAAUAGCGAAGCUGUUAAACGAGUUGACGUUAGCAUGGUACAACCCUCCGAUUUGCGUGAUGACGCGCUCUUAAAAAAAAAAAAAAAUUAAUAAAGUCUUUGCCUUCUAAAGGUUGUAUACCAAGUAUGCUUAAAGUAUAAGUAAGACACUUUCUUUUUCUUCUAAUACUUAGUUUUCCUUCAAAGAUGGAAGCUGUAAUUGAUUCUAUUUAUUGUUGGUUUGUGGUAGCUUGAAGCAUACCACUGUCCAUUUAUUUGUAACUGUAAAAUACGUUUGUUAGUCUCAGCAGCACUUAAAAAGCCAGUGUCUGGUUACACAUUUCAGUUUUGUUUUUUGUUUAGUAAGCAAGAGAAAAAGAUGUACUGCCAGUGCAAGCUGUUUCCUAUUUAAUAAAAGGUACUAUAUUUGUACAUUAUUUGUUAUUGCUGAGAAGGGCUUUUUAAGGUUUACUGUAUGCAUAUUAAGUAAUUUUUAGGGUGCUUUUGUGUUGAAAUGUUGUUAAGAGUGGCUGCAGGCAGCAACCCAGAUUUUUUUUUUUUUUUUUUUUUUUUUUUUUUAAGACUUUGUUGUAAAAUUCAAGCACUUGGUUUUUGUUUCUGGAUAAAUCCAGCACGGACCAGACUUUUGUUUUGCUCAGUACCGACAGGACUCUGUUUGUGUCCCCGCGGUUUUUCAACUGGACCAUUAGGGACAGACGUUGAAAACGUUUUCUCCUCCCGGUCGAGGCGUGCGUACCCGAUCCGUGCCCUCGGCUUCCCUGGCCGUGCAGGCAGGCGUCUGGCUCUGCCUGCUUGAGAUAGGAAGGAAAGGAUUUUCUAAGUACCUACGGACGGAGGAGCACCAGCCCCUUGACUUUUAGUAGACCCCCGUGCUCCUGAACCUUCCUGGUGCCUUUGGAAAAUCUCUCCCGGUACGUCAGGCUGGUCACGGAGGGAGUUGUGCAGGCUGAGGCAGAGAUGCUCAUCAAAGCUUUGGGAAAAUGCUUUCAGGUUCACUUGGAAAUGCUCUUGAAUCAGGAUUUCAGACCAAAAAGAACCCCAACUGGCGCUAUGUAGUAAAUCAUAUCAGAUUAUUUGAUGUUUUGCGAGGUGCUUAGCAUUGACAGAAAGUUUUCUCAAAGGUACGACAGCCCUUCCCUUCGGUGAGUGGCAAUCUUUGGCACCGUUCAUAGAUUUGAAGAUUAAAAAAUGGCCUUUUUUUGCUUUCCAGCUCUCUUAUCCUACCAAAGAUUUACUUCCAGCACAACAGGCACGAUGUCCCUUUUGCCGAGCGGAGGAUUAAAUCCUCCUCUCCCUCCUCCUAAGGGUAACCAGAUCGGGGUCAGCGGGUCGGGACGGAUGAGUAAAGCAAAUUAUUUAACUCACAGCAUCAUUCAUGUGGCGUUUAUCGUUUCUUUUAAAAGACCAGCUGCUGUGUAUUUCUUAGCAUUGAAUUUUUUUGCCAGCAGUCCCCCGAGCAAAGAUUUACCGGUUUCCACAGGUACCAUCUCGAGUGGGGAAAAUUUUGCACUUUCACACUUAGCAAAGCAAAGCUCAGCCCCGCGCCGGGCUGCACGCGGCCAACAAGCCAUGAGCAAAAGCAAUAAUUAAAACCUGGAUCAGCCAUGAGCUCAAAGAAGCCCCAUUCUCUGAACCCCUGAAUUUCUUGUUGUUUUUAAAUAGAAUGCAUUUCAUUUUAACAUUUUCUGAGAACUUUUUUAGAUGUUUGUUUACUUCCAUGUUUACAGAUAACUCUUUGCUUUUUUUUUUUUUUUUUAAUGCAGUACUUUUAAGUAUAUCAGCCAAAACCAUACUUUUACAGUAACUUUUGUUUUAGGUAAUAUGAGUGACAUUCCAAUUUUUUUUUGUUGUUGUUGUUAAAUAUGCUUUACCAGUCUUGAAUUUCCGCUGGAACAAAAUAUUUGUAGCAUUUUGUGUAAAUACAAGCUUUAAUUUUUUAUUUUUUCAAAUGCUGUCACCCGAGAUUUGCUUUUCAUGCACAUAUUGUACAAACACACUCUGCUUUAUGCCACAGACGAUGAUUGUGGAUCAGUUUACUUCAACUUCAAAGGGACUAUUUGUAUUGUAUGUUGCAACUGUAAAUUGAAUUGUUUGGCAUUUUCUCAUGAUUGUAAUAAUAAUUUGAAGUUUGAAUUUCAUUUUCAAUAAAAUGGCUUUUUUUUGUUAA
Molecule: messenger RNA, 6030 nt
Organism: Aquila chrysaetos chrysaetos
Lineage: Eukaryota; Metazoa; Chordata; Aves; Accipitriformes; Accipitridae
Gene: RUNX2
Product: RUNX family transcription factor 2
Exons: 6
Coding region: 272-1537 (421 amino acids)
Biological process (GO): neuron differentiation; regulation of cell differentiation; regulation of transcription by RNA polymerase II
Cellular component (GO): nucleus
Molecular function (GO): DNA-binding transcription factor activity, RNA polymerase II-specific; ATP binding; RNA polymerase II cis-regulatory region sequence-specific DNA binding
Source: RefSeq, a predicted model, not a curated record